This is a messenger RNA of Chenopodium quinoa (quinoa), 970 nucleotides long. RefSeq lists its product as uncharacterized. The coding region runs from base 12 to 749 and encodes 245 amino acids. The record is from RefSeq and is a predicted model, not a curated record. The transcript has 4 exons. NCBI's taxonomy places the organism in Eukaryota, Viridiplantae, Streptophyta, Magnoliopsida, Caryophyllales, Amaranthaceae.
AGGAAGAUGCAAUGAUGGAACCUGGUGCAAGCAAUCAAGGUGGCACGUCUUCACACGAGCAUGUCUUUACUGCCUCACGUGCACCAAAAUCCGAGGAACAAAGCACAUCAGACUCUGCAGCAAAAGCAAAACCUACCUCCCACCCCCCUGGUUCUGAUAAAAAUCAUGAGGAAGAUACCUCAAAGAAAGCUUCUGCUGCAGAAACUGCACCUGAAAUUCCUUCAGUAUUGGCUUCGAAGGAUUGCGAGCCAAACACCAAGUUUCAAAGUUUAGAAUCACUAGACAUCAAGCCAAACCUAUUGUCAACUGUGCAACUUAUUUGGAACAAGCAUGACAACCUAGUUGGAAAGUAUACGGUACAAAGCAAAGACAUGUUAACCUGUGCCUUAGAAUCACUGGCAAAGCUCAUAAUCACUCUUCAAAAUACUACAGCUAGGACCUUGACUGAUUCCUUAGCUAAGGACCUAGAAUCCGUUUUGUAUGACCUUCAUUGUGCAAGAUUGACGGUAGGCUGGUUAGUUCCUUUUGUUCAAAGGGCUUUGGCACUGCACAAAAACAAGCCUCUGAUUGAGUCUUUAAUAGCUAUUGACAAGGAGAAAGCUCAGGUUGAUAAAGAGGAAAGAGAGUUCCUUGCUCGCACUGCUAAAGUGAAGCAAGAACUAGAGGAGAGAAGAGCUUGUUUGUCUGCAAAAAUUUCUAUUCCAGAGCCAAUAGAUCUUGAUCAAAGCCUGGGAGAGGGGUUAUUCUGAUUUGAUAAUGCAAUUUGCUGUAGUGUAAUUCAGAGUUAGGUUUUGAUACGAAUCAUGACAUGGAGAACUUCGAAGAUUUGCUAGUUAGACAUCAAGAAAGUUUGUCCCUAGACAUUGAUUCAAGCAUGGCAAGCAACGCACACUUUCUUGGAUAUCAAAGUAAGACUACGGUUUGCAUAAUAGUCUUCCUUGGACUUCCUUGAACGUUCUUGGAACGUUCU